AUGUCGAAGGGGGGUGCGCUGGCGAAGGUGGGGGAGGCGCUGGCCAAGGUCGGCAUCAAGGCUCCGUGGAAGUACACGGGCCCCGUGUCUAGCCCAGAGUACCUCAACCACCUGCCCCGCGCCACCAACUACCGCGCCAUCUCGCCAGCGUCGUACCCCAUCCGUGCCUCGGUGCCGCAGUCGGAGGACCACCUGGUGUACGACAUCAAGUACUACGUGCGGGACUCGCGGCGCUCGCACCUGCCGGGCGGCAGCGUGAAGCUGCAGGAGGGCAAGUAUGCUGUGGCCACCAAGGAGGAGGCCCUUGAGGCGAUGGAGACGGCGCCGACGCACAACAAGACGCACAAGUGGGCGCCCUUUCGGUCCAUUCUGGAGCAGGACAACAACGGCUACACGAUCUAG
This is a messenger RNA of Chlorella variabilis, 402 nucleotides long. RefSeq lists its product as hypothetical. NCBI's taxonomy places the organism in Eukaryota, Viridiplantae, Chlorophyta, Trebouxiophyceae, Chlorellales, Chlorellaceae. Bases 1 to 402 code for a protein of 133 amino acids. The transcript has 5 exons. The record is from RefSeq and is a predicted model, not a curated record.